UGUGCGCGCUCCUUUAGUAGCUGUAUAAGUAUUCACAGUUCGCUCUUAGUGACAGCUAGUUUUGUUAAACUAGUCGUAUCUGUCUUUUCCGACAUAAGCAGUUUUCACAACUAGAUUAUCAACCAUUCAUGCACAAAUAGAUGGAUCUCAUGGUUGAAGGGGACUAUUAACACUGGAAUGCUAAAUAGUGAAGAAAUCCGACACUGGUAUGGCGCACAUUAAAAAUCUUUUUUUUUUUCCAAGCUUUGGUGUUUUUACAAUGUAACUGCUUGUCUCUUGACAGAUCAUACCAUAAAGGAGGGCCUUUGACACUAAUAAAGGGCUACGGUAGGAGUGCGUGACGUUGUGACCGUCCAAUGUGCUUCUGAGGUUUUGUUUAAUGUCGGGUACUAUCCGGCCCUACAGGCUCUGCUGCUGGGAGUCAGGGUGUGGCCUCAAAGCGCUCUCACCCACCCUUCUCUAUUCAUGCACUCGAACUCUCCCCAGAUCACUACAGGACUCUCAGUCAGACAUCAACCGAGAGCUCUGGGACUGCUACUUGUUGAUUUGAAGACCACUUCACAAAGGAGAAGUUCACAUUGGGAGCAUAAGCGGACAGAUUUUCUUCAGAAAUUAUAUUUUUUCACUGAUGUCAAUUACAACUGGAACUGUUUUCAUCACUGGUUGCACUAAAAACCAGAGCGGCAGGAGUUGGAUCACAUUGCUGGAUAUUGUGACCAGUAUAUUUAAACCAUGGAGCGUAUGAAGUUAGUCCUGCAGUACUUUCAGUCCAACUCUGAGUCCAUCUCCAAUGGAAUCUGCAUUGUCCUGGCCUUAGUCAGUGUCAAGCUCUACACCAGCUUUGACUUUAACUGCCCGUGCCUUCCUCAGUACAACAAACUGUACUCUCUGGGAGUGAUGAUCGUCCCGCCUGUUAUACUGUUCUUUGUCGGGGUCCUGGUCAACCGACAUACAGAUGUCAUGAUGGACGAGUGGAUGAGACCCAUCGGGGAAAGAUCCAAAAAUCCUGCUGUGGUUAAAUACCUGUUCUCAGCCAUGCUGCAGAGGGCCAUGCUGGCCCCGAUGGUGUGGAUACUGGUCAGUUUGAUGGAUGGAAAGAUCUUCAUCUGUGCCUUCAGUGUUAGUGUAGACCCUGCACCCUUCUCAGGUUUGCCCAACAAUACAGGUCUGGAUGUGAUUAAAGUCAUGGCCAAAGUGCCCUGCAAGGAGGACAUUAUCUUCAGGAACAGUUCUUUCCGCAAAGCUGUUUCCCGUUACGUUCGUUGCUAUUCACAAGCAGUCGGCUGGUCCAUCCUCCUCUUCUUGAUCGUAUUGGGAGCAGUGGGACGCUUCGUCAAGCCCUAUUUCGACAACCAAGCCACAUCCCUGCAGACACGCUACUGGAGCAACUACCUCGACGUGGAGCAGAAGCUCUUCAAUGAGACCUGUGUCCUGCACGCCCGCGACUUCGCCCGCAAGUGUGUGGUACAGUUCUUUGAGGACAUGCGGGAGGACGCGGUGCUGCGUCUUCCCCACCCGUUGUUCGUCGCCAACACCAAAGGGGAGUGGGAGUGGGAAGAGAGGGAGGAGAGACUCUACGGGAUCUCCAAGCAGGAACAGGUGGACCAGCUGCUCGACAAGUGGUACCACAGUAAACCUGAGCUGGAUGUCACCAGGAUAGCCCACAGGCCCCAAACGUGUGUUACCUGGGAGGACCGUAGAGGAAAGACCUUGUACUCUGAUGUGUAAAGCUGCAGGGGGGGGGUCAGGGUCAGAAAUCAUGGGCGUUCUUUUCAUUUGUUCUUACCCUGAUCUACAUAUAUGGGUUGUAAGAGGUUUUGGAGAGCCAAAAUGUGGAUAACAACAAAAGCAAGUCAAGACAAGAGAAUACCAGAUGUGUAACGUUCAAUGUUGCUGUGAGAUACUCACUACAGCAUUGAAAAAUUCAAAAGGGUCACAUGAUCACAAAACAAAACAUUUGCAAAUGAAUGUUGGGUGUGUUUAAUCAUUGUGUGUAGAGUAAAAGGACCUACAUGUGUGCUCGCUCACCCUUUGUCUCAUCCUCAUCUGUCCCUUUCUCUGUGACGUUGCACUUUGGUCACCUACCAGUGUAUUAGGAGUAAUAGCUGUGCGAUAUCUUUCCUUCACCAAAGUGAAGCUUUUUCAAGUCUGACA
Molecule: messenger RNA, 2154 nt
Organism: Pungitius pungitius (ninespine stickleback)
Lineage: Eukaryota; Metazoa; Chordata; Actinopteri; Perciformes; Gasterosteidae
Gene: calhm3
Product: calcium homeostasis modulator 3
Exons: 4
Coding region: 733-1728 (331 amino acids)
Cellular component (GO): plasma membrane
Molecular function (GO): monoatomic cation channel activity
Source: RefSeq, a predicted model, not a curated record